Molecule: messenger RNA, 927 nt
Organism: Clunio marinus
Lineage: Eukaryota; Metazoa; Arthropoda; Insecta; Diptera; Chironomidae
Source: the annotation of a GenBank genome assembly
AUGUUAACUUGCCUUCUACUAAUAGCAAGCAAUUUUGUAAAUAUCUUUGGAAGUAAAUUAAUUUCUGGACUUCAAAUUGUUCCACCACAAGUCAAGUAUGGAAUUAAUCCAGAUGCAUUUAAUUCACAUGGCAAUGAGUAUUUCAGUAAUUAUGUUCAAUAUAAUGAUGACGAUGAAGGAUUUAUUUGGGAGAAAAGCGGCCUUUAUGAAGGUGACAUAAUGACUUACAGCAAUGAAAUAAGAAAUGGAAUACUUAAUGAAACGUUACGAUGGCCCAAUGCGACAAUUCCUUUCUAUAUCGAAGAAGAUCAUUUUAGUGACGACGAGUUGUUGGUGAUCAUGUCAGCAAUGCUCGAAUAUCAUGAAAAAACCUGUCUUCGGUUUAAACCGUACAAUUCGAAAGAUGAAAAUUGGGUUGUUGUGACAGGAAAUCGUGAAGGUUGCUGGUCAUCUGUGGGAAUGCAGAAUGAAGGUGGGCAACAACUUAAUGUGAAUUCGCCGAAAUGUGUUAAGAAAGGGACAGUGAUUCACGAAUUUCUGCACGCAGCUGGUUUUGCCCAUCAACACAGUUCAUCAAAUCGUGACGAUUACAUUGAGAUUGUUUGGGAGAACAUCUUGGAUGGUCAUGAAUCAAACUUUAAAAAAUACAACAAAAGUAUCGUCACCGAUUACGGAACUUCCUACGACUACGAAUCAAUCAUGCAUUACAGUAGAAAAGCAUUUUCAAAAAAUGGCAACGACACAAUCAUUCCAUUGCGAAAUGUUACACAAUUAGGACAACGCGAUAAAUUUUCUCUGAAUGAUGUUUACAAGUUAAAUCGCAUGUACAAUGCUUCGUGUCACAAACCCGAAACUGAAUCAAAAGAAAGAGAAUCUAACACAGAUUUCGAAAGCACAAUCAAAUGGUUCGAAACGCUUUUCAACUGA